AUGAAGUCGCUCGCCACGCUCUACGCCCUCGUGGCGCUCCUGCUCGCCGUCGCCUCUCAGUCGGCCUGGGCGCAGCAGAAAAAGAUCCAGCAGCGUGAGAUGGACUCCGAGGCCAUUGUGCCCCUCCGCACCCACACCGUCUACGCCCCCUACGUCGACAGCAACCUGCAGAACAAGUUCUGGGACUUUGGCGGCGACACCAUCAUCGACACGACCAAGUCGAUCCGCCUCACCCAGGACCGCCCGCACGAGAUGGGCUGGUUCUGGUCGCGCCUCCCCAUCACCGCGGAGAGCAUGGAGAUCAUCGUCGAGCUCAACGUCGACGGCCACUCCAACAACCUCGCCGGCGACGGCAUGGCCAUGUGGCUCACCCAGGAGCGCGCCAAGCCCGGCCCCGUCUUUGGCAGCAUGAACUACUUUACCGGCCUCGGCAUCUUCUUCGACACCUACCCAAACGCCCGCCACCCCUACCACUUCCCGCGCAUCUCGGUCAUGAACGGAAACGGCGUCGAGGCCUACGAAAACGCCCGCGACGGCGCACGCCAGGAGGUGGCCGGCUGCUCAAUCGACUUCCGCCGCACCAAAGUGGCCACGCGCGCCAAGUUCACCCACAUCAAAAACGUCUAUACCUCGCUCGAGAUCCAGCACGACGAGUGGGAUCACUGGGACAUGUGCUUCAAGGUCGACAACAUCACGCUGCCCCUCAACCCGUACCUCGGCUUCACGGCCCUCACGGGCGACGUCAGCGACGCCCACGAGAUUGGCUCGAUCCAGACGUCCAACAUCAUGUUUAAGCCCAAGAACGCAGAGGAGCUCGCCGCCUUCAAGGCAAAGCACUUUUUCACCCCGGACCCCUCGGCGGCCGGCGGUGCAGGGUCCGGCUUCAGCAUCGGCGGCUUCUUUGCGGGCCUCUUUGGCUUCGCCUUCACCCUGGUCAAGUGGGGCCUCGUCCUCGCCGUCAUCGCCGCCCUCGUCCUCGUGGGCCUCAAGUACCAGAAGCGGCAAAACGCGAAACGGUUCUAG
This is a messenger RNA of Pseudozyma flocculosa PF-1, 1023 nucleotides long. RefSeq lists its product as uncharacterized. NCBI's taxonomy places the organism in Eukaryota, Fungi, Basidiomycota, Ustilaginomycetes, Ustilaginales, Ustilaginaceae. The transcript is spliced from 2 exons. The record is from RefSeq and is a predicted model, not a curated record. Gene Ontology annotation, biological process: endoplasmic reticulum to Golgi vesicle-mediated transport; endoplasmic reticulum organization; Golgi organization. Gene Ontology annotation, cellular component: endoplasmic reticulum membrane; COPII-coated ER to Golgi transport vesicle; endoplasmic reticulum-Golgi intermediate compartment. Gene Ontology annotation, molecular function: D-mannose binding. Bases 1 to 1023 code for a protein of 340 amino acids.